AUACAUGUAUAUAUCGACAAGAUGUCUUCAUCCAUACACUUAAGUGACUCCAUUUUGUUCUACAGUCCGCAGAUGUAAACAUCGUUGUACCAUAAUCACGACAUCUUGCUCGCCUAAACUCCAUAUUAACAUCUUUCCCUCUCUCUCUAUAAAAGCUUCCAGCAACCGUAACCGUCGUCUUCCAUCCCAUCACAUUCUCUCUAAAGUUGUAGCUGCGUAUACUAGCUAGAAGAAACAGUUGGAAAGAGACAUUAAUUUAAAUUGAGUUGGAAAUCAGAAUCUUGGAAAUGGUGAAUAUUCCGGUGAGGUUCGAACGGGUGGCGGCCGCCUUUGACGAGAUGUCGAGAGAUAGGUCGUUCGAGAGCAGCGGCAGCGAACACUCGGCCGAUUUGUCUGAUCUUGUCAACUCCUUCUUCGAGAGAGAAAUUAGGGAGCAGGGCAUCGGCGGAGAUGCCGAUCCAGACGGAAAUGAGAUUGAGAUCGACGACGAUGAAUCUGAAAGUAACUCGCAGGACUCCCAAUUUCAUGAUUCCUUGAGAAAAUUAUUUGAUCGUCAGGAUGGCGGCGUCCGGAGAAGAAUUUCUGCUGCGGUGGAGAAGGCGUUGGAAGCCGUUGGCGAUAAGGAUUCGUCGCCGGAAUUCAAGCGCCGGCUAAUGGCCCGGUUGCGUAGUAGUGGCUUUGAUGCCGGCAUUUGCAAAUCCAAGUGGGAGAAGAGCGGCAGCACCCCGUCGGGGAAUUACGAGUACAUAGACGUGAAUGCAGGCGGCAGCCGCUACAUAGUGGAAGUUCCCUUCGCCGGGAAGUUCACAAUCGCGCGUCCGAGCGCCGCCUACACGGCGUUGCUGGAUGGAUUUCCGACGAUCUUCGUGGGCAAAGCUGAGGAGCUGAAACAAGUGGUGAGGCAAAUGUCGAAGGCGAUAAGGAAGUCGUUGAAGAGCGUCGGGCUAACCGUGCCGCCGUGGCGACGGUUGAGCUACAUGCAGGCCAAGUGGUUGGGCUCCUAUAAACGAACCACUAAUGAAAUUCCAAGAGCUGAGGCCUUCAAGGAUUUGGGGGGAAAUAGAUUGGUUGGUUUUACGGCGGCGGCGCCGGUAUUGUCCUUCUGCAGAGGCGAUUUUACGGCCAAACAUGGCGUUAGAGUUGGUAAUCUGGCUGCGGCUUUGGCCAAUGAGGGAAUGCUGCUCUAAAUUGUUCAUGCAAAUGCAAGCCUACUUAGAUUUCGCAAGAUUGGGGCUCUAAUUUUCCAGUCGUUCUUCACAAAUUAAUGAUUCAAGGACAGCUGGCCUCCCGAUUUUGCUUCAAGGCAUAUCAGAUUGUAUUUUAGUUGCCUUUUGUUUAUUUAAGAUGUAUAUAUAGAUCUUGUGUGAUUGUUUGUUUAUAUACUCCAUAAAAUAAUCGAUAGGAUCAAUAUAUGUUCCCAUUUUCCUUUUUCCAAA
Molecule: messenger RNA, 1436 nt
Organism: Salvia miltiorrhiza (redroot sage)
Lineage: Eukaryota; Viridiplantae; Streptophyta; Magnoliopsida; Lamiales; Lamiaceae
Exons: 2
Coding region: 288-1187 (299 amino acids)
Source: RefSeq, a predicted model, not a curated record